Molecule: messenger RNA, 1656 nt
Organism: Mizuhopecten yessoensis (Yesso scallop)
Lineage: Eukaryota; Metazoa; Mollusca; Bivalvia; Pectinida; Pectinidae
Exons: 1
Coding region: 1-1656 (551 amino acids)
Source: RefSeq, a predicted model, not a curated record
AUGCUUUGGACAAAAAAUAAAUUAAAAUUAAUCAAAAUUGUCCUGCAAAUUGUGGGCAGGUACCGCGUUAAACAGAAUCAAAGUUUGGGCAGGUACCGCGUUAAACAGAAUCAAAUUGUGGGCAGGUAUCGCGUUAAACAGAAUCAAAGUGUGGGCAGGUACCGCUUUAAACAGAAUCAAAGUGAGGGCAGGUACCCCCUUAAACAGAAUCAAAGUGUGGGCAGGUACCGCUUUAAACAGAAUCAAAGUGAGGGCAGGUACCCCCUUAAACAGAAUCAAAGUGUGGGCAGGUACCGCUUUAAACAGAAUCAAAGUGAGGGCAGGUACCCCCUUAAACAGAAUCAAAGUGUGGGCAGGUACCGCUUUAAACAGAAUCAAAGUGAGGGCAGGUACCCCCUUAAACAGAAUCAAAGUGUGGGCAGGUACCGCUUUAAACAGAAUCAAAGUGAGGGCAGGUACCCCCUUAAACAGAAUCAAAGUGUGGGCAGGUACCGCUUUAAACAGAAUCAAAGUGAGGGCAGGUACCCCCUUAAACAGAAUCAAAGUGUGGGCAGGUACCGCUUUAAACAGAAUCAAAGUGAGGGCAGGUACCCCCUUAAACAGAAUCAAAGUGUGGGCAGGUACCGCGUUAAACAGCAUCAAAAUGUGGGCAGGUACCGCGUUAAACAGAAUCAAAGUGGGGGCAGGUACCGCGUUAAACAGAAUCAAAGUGGGGGCAGGUACCGCGUUAAACAGAAUCAAAGUGUUGGCAGGUACCGCGUUAAACAGAAUCAAAGUGUUGGCAGGUACCGCGUUAAACAGAAUCAAAGUGGGGGCAGGUACCGCGUUAAACAGAAUCAAAGUGUUGGCAGGUACCGCGUUAAACAGAAUCAAAGUGAGGGCAGGUACCGCGUUAAACAGAAUCAAAGUGUUGGCAGGUACCGCGUUAAACAGAAUCAAAGUGAGGGCAGGUACCGCGUUAAACAGAAUCAAAGUUUGGGCAGGUACCGCGUUAAACAGAAUCAAAGGGUGGGCAGGGACCGCGUUAAACAGAAUCAAAGUGUGGGCAGGAACCGCGUUAAACAGAAUCAAAAUGUGGGCAGGUACAGCGUUAAACAGAAUCAAAGUGUGGGCAGGUACCGCUUUAAACAGAAUCAAAGUGAGGGCAGGUACCCCCUUAAACAGAAUCAAAGUGUGGGCAGGUACCGCUUUAAACAGAAUCAAAGUGAGGGCAGGUACCCCCUUAAACAGAAUCAAAGUGUGGGCAGGUACCGGGUUAAACAGAAUCAAAAUGUGGGCAGGUACCGCGUUAAACAGAACCAAAUUGUGGGCAGGUACCGCGUUAAACAGAAUCAAAGUUUGGGCAGGUACCGCGUUAAACAGAAUCAAAUUGUGGGCAGGUAUCGCGUUAAACAGAAUCAAAGUGUGGGCAGGUACCACGUUAAACAGAAUCAAAGUGUGGGCAGGUACCGCUUUAAACAGAAUCAAAGUGAGGGCAGGUACCCCCUUAAACAGAAUCAAAGUGUGGGCAGGUACCGGGUUAAACAGAAUCAAAAUGUGGGCAGGUACCGCGUUAAACAGAAUCAACGUGUGGGCAGGUACCGCGUUAAACAGAAUCAAAAUGUAAAAACGUCACGUCUUCAUAAAUCUAAAUACACGUCAUUAUCUAUACGCUGA